Anthonomus grandis grandis is the source of this 1061-nucleotide messenger RNA. Its product is annotated as protein FRA10AC1 homolog. Gene Ontology annotation, molecular function: phosphatase activity. The transcript has a single exon. Lineage: Eukaryota; Metazoa; Arthropoda; Insecta; Coleoptera; Curculionidae. Gene Ontology annotation, biological process: dephosphorylation. The record is from RefSeq and is a predicted model, not a curated record. Bases 64 to 783 code for a protein of 239 amino acids.
CACACAUUCAUUGGAUUGGAACCAUAACCUAAAAGUAAAUUUUGAAAGUAAAUAAACCCAAAAAUGACUGAUUUAAGAACCCAAAUGCGUUAUUUAAACGCCUACGACAUCCAUAAACUGCUAGUGAACGAAUAUGUGUUAAAACGCCCAGGUGACACCAAAUUAUUGCAAAGGGAUAAAACCAAAGAUCGCACCGAUUAUCAUGUUUUAAAAGACAACCAUAAGUUCUUAUGGGGCGACAAGGAACCUCAGACCUGGGAGGAACAAUUCGCCAAAAAGUAUUACGAGAAACUAUUCAAAGAAUAUUGUAUUGCUGACUUGAGCAGGUAUAAAGAGAACAAGGUGGCUCUCAGGUGGAGAAUAGAACGGGAAGUGGUGAGUGGCAAAGGCCAGUUUAUAUGUGGAAAUAAAAUAUGUGAAGAGAAAGAUGACUUGAGGAGCUGGGAAGUUAAUUUUGGUUAUGUAGAACAAGGCGAGAAGAAGAAUGCUCUGGUUAAAAUAAGGCUAUGCCCCAGUUGUUCGAAGAAGCUUAAUUAUCAUAGUAAAAAGAGGGAAGUUAAAAGACUUAAAAAGAAAACUAGAAUUAAGGAAAAAGAUUCUUCUGGAAAGCUUAUUGAUACAGGCCACACUAUAGUUACAAGUGAAGUUUCUAAGGAAGUGGAUGAACCUUCUAGUUCAUCAUCAAUGGUUCCCGAGGAGUCACCCUGGGAUGCACAUAAGCCAGAAGAAGUCAGGACCCGAGAAGAAGAAAUGGAAGACUAUCUUCAAGACUUGUUAAUGUAAUAACAAGGAUUUAAUGACUUAAAAUUAGUUGAAAAAAACUUCAAUUAAAUGGAAAGUGUAAUUUGGAUUAAAAGAAGACUAAGGACAGUUGAAGCCCUAUUGAAAAUAGAAAAGAUCAUUACUUUUAAAACCUACUUGAAAAAUAAUUUCAUUUUUAAAAAGAAAGAGUAAUAAAAAUAUAGGGCAAGCACAUCAACCCGAGAGAAAGAAAUAUAGUUAUGUAGAAAUAUCUUCAAGACUUGUUUAUAAAAUAAAUAAAGCUUCUUUAAGAUACGAAA